Molecule: messenger RNA, 1425 nt
Organism: Myripristis murdjan (pinecone soldierfish)
Lineage: Eukaryota; Metazoa; Chordata; Actinopteri; Holocentriformes; Holocentridae
Product: gamma-aminobutyric acid receptor subunit rho-3
Exons: 10
Coding region: 1-1425 (474 amino acids)
Biological process (GO): monoatomic ion transmembrane transport
Cellular component (GO): membrane
Molecular function (GO): transmembrane signaling receptor activity; extracellular ligand-gated monoatomic ion channel activity
Source: RefSeq, a predicted model, not a curated record
AUGAAGGUGGAAGUGCUGACUCUGCGCCAGCUGUGCCUCGCCGUGGUGAUGGCCGCCCUCGUUGCCAUGGUGACGGGCGGACGCGGCUCCGGGCGCCGGAAACACAAGGAGGUCUUCCUGGGGGAAAACAGCAAGUUCAAGUUCGGAGGGCGUAUCGACUACAAGCUGAAGAAACAGGACAGCACCAAGACGCUGCUGAUAAAAAGCGAGCAGCUCCUGAGGAUCGAGGAGCACGACUUCGCCAUGAGGCCGGGAUUUGGAGGUGCGGCCAUCCCUGUAGGUAUCGACGUGCAGGUGGAGAGCAUCGACAGCAUCUCAGAGGUCAACAUGGACUUCACCAUGACGCUGUACCUGCGUCACUACUGGAAAGACGAGCGGCUGGCGUUCCCGUCGAGGAACAACCAGAGCAGGACGUUUGAUGCCCGGCUGGUGAAGAAGAUCUGGGUUCCCGACGUGUUCUUCGUCCACUCCAAGCGCUCCUUCAUCCACGACGCCACCAUGGAGAACAUCAUGCUGCGGGUCUACCCCGACGGAAACAUCCUCUACAGCGUCAGGAUCACGGUGACGUCGCUCUGCUCCAUGGACUUCAGCAGCUUCCCUCUGGACACACAGAACUGCUCGCUGGAGCUGGAGAGCUACGCGUACAACGAGAACGACCUGAUGCUCUACUGGAAGAACGGGAACGACUCUCUGAGGACCGACGAGAUCGUCCUGUCUCAGUUCUUCAUCGAGCACAUCCACCCGUCCAGCGGCCUGGCCUUCUACAGCAGCACCGGCUGGUACAAUAGACUGUACAUCAACUUCAUCCUGCGGAGGCACAUCUUCUUCUUCAUGCUGCAGACUUACUUCCCCACCAUGCUGAUGGUCGUUCUGUCCUGGGUCUCCUUCUGGAUCGACAGGAGGGCCGUCCCUGCACGCGUCUCCCUGGGCAUAACCACAGUGCUGACGAUGUCCACCAUCAUCACAGGAGUCUCCUCCUCCAUGCCCCAGGUGUCCUACGUGAAAGCGGUGGACAUCUACCUGUGGACCAGCUUCCUGUUUGUCUUCCUGUCUGUGAUCGAGUACGCCGCCGUCAACUACUGCACCACCAUGGAGGAGAUGAGGAAGAUGAGGAGGGGGAAGCUCCCCUCCACCUUCAACGCCAGCCAGGCCAUGGCCUUCGACGGCUGCUUUCACGACGACGACAUCGAGCUCACUUCGUUCCCGCGCAUGAUGCAGACCCUGACCCCCGACCCCCUCGCAGGCCCGGCCCGAACCCCGGACGCCCCGCGCACAGAGGGAACCCGCCUGCGCCGCCAGCGGUCCGUGCGUGAAAACGUGGACCUGCUGCUCAGCAACAGCUACAUGAUCGACUCGUACUCCCGCAUGGCCUUCCCCCUCUCCUACCUGCUCUUCAACACUAUCUACUGGAGCCUGUACUCUUGA